This is a messenger RNA of Culex pipiens pallens (northern house mosquito), 6858 nucleotides long. RefSeq names its product cold shock domain-containing protein CG9705. The coding region runs from base 473 to 946 and encodes 157 amino acids. The record is from RefSeq and is a predicted model, not a curated record. Gene Ontology annotation, molecular function: mRNA 3'-UTR binding. NCBI's taxonomy places the organism in Eukaryota, Metazoa, Arthropoda, Insecta, Diptera, Culicidae. The transcript is spliced from 3 exons. Gene Ontology annotation, cellular component: cytoplasm. Gene Ontology annotation, biological process: regulation of mRNA stability.
UUGCGUCAGUCUUCGAUCAUCCUCGGUUCGAAACGGUUAGUCCUGUUUGUUCUUCGGAGUGUUCUCGUUGAAGGAUUGUUCCGCGCGCGUGUUCCGGUCUAUCCAAGUCCAUCCGGUGUUUGUGACAGUGUUUCUCGGAAAAUAAUUCCUUCAUCUUUCCGUCAGGUUUGUGUGAAGUGAAAAGAAGGGAAGAAUUCCGGUUAUUUUUGUGCAAUUAUAAUCUGAUUGGUUGUUUCGUGGUUCCGGAAAGUUCCGUGGAAAUUGUCGCGGUUUGCUGUGUGAGUGCGGAAAGCCGCCAGGUGUAAAGGCUUAAUUAAGUGUAAAUUGGUCAGCUUGCCCUCGAGAGGUAGCAAAUCGAUAGCAAAUAUCCCGGUUUUGGGUCAGAGUUCAACGGCACAGAUAAACGGAAUAUCACCGGAGAAAACACGCUUCAGCCCUGGCCAGUAUUAGCAGCAACAGCGCCGUAACCAUCAUGUCCAGCAACAUCCAGAUAACGGCAGACGACAAGCCAUCGACGGGCAUUACGACGCCGCCAAAGCCGGUGGCCAGCAUUCCGUCGAGCCCGUCCCAUUUGCAGCUUCCGUCGCCGAUCAUCACCCGGCGCACCAGGACCGCUUCCACAUCUGACCGGGCCAUGCGUAACCCCAUCGAGGAGGGAAAAGUGAGGUCGUUCAGCCGGAGCAAAGGACACGGCUUCAUCGAGCCCGCCAGCGGAGGCGACGACAUUUUCGUGCACAUUUCGGACGUCGAAGGCGAGUACGUGCCCCUGCCCGGCGACGAGGUCAGCUACCGCCUUUGCUUCAUCCCGCCCAAGUUCGAGAAGACGCAAGCGAUCCACGUCCAGAUCACCCAUCUGACGCCCGAGAAGCACUGCAAGUGGGAGGAGAUCGCGUCGAUGGUGCCGCACUGCAAGUCCCCGGACAGCUCCCGGCUGCUGCACCACUAGGGCUAGGAGUCGGCGAUCUGCACUACCUAACCCGAGGGGGAUGGGAGGAGAGCAGGGCCGUGUUUCGUUCCGUUCCGGCCAACGACUAGAAACGACGACGAGUUCGCGCGCACACAAACUUACAAAAUACACUUAGUUUGUUCUGAUCUUCUUCAAGUUCUGAUGCUAGAAUUUUUGUGCUUUAGCUUAGGUUGACAGUUUUGUUGUCUCUUUUUCCCCCCUCAUACUUAGAGUGUGCUUGUUCAAACAAUCGGUUUCUGUAGCCCUAUCGCGUAUAUUUAUACGAUACACAUAGUAUUACUACACAAAAAUAAACAACCUCGAGAAAUAUGCAAAAAUGCAACAUUUGUUUUAAGGUAUGCACCGGAAGUGAGCAAAGCCACACUGGAGAAGGAAUGUGCGGUGCGCGAGAACCCCCCUCUCGCUUAACUGUAUUUAUAAUGUCACGAGAGUCAUGCAACGAGAAAACCAGAUUAAGGUUUGUCCUCCCAAACAAACAGAGACAGCAACAGCAAAAAAAAUGCCACUCAAACAUGGCUUAUUCAAACGUUGCAAAAUGAAACCGCAGCCGCAGCAGCAUCCGUGGACUUGCCUCCAAAAUGGUUUCCGACCAGACGGUAAGAUAAUUAAGCGCAAGUCAGAUUUUUGUCGUGUUUUGUUUGCCACUCGAAAAAAUCACUCAAAGAAUACAGGAAAGCUCGCUUUUCUUUCAAGAAUUGCGACUUGUUGAAAUGGCACGGUAGGAUUGAUGGAAUUUUCUAUGCCUCUGUUAUUUUUUUUGUUAAGUUUUCAAAAAAAUGUGUCUUUAAUAUUUUUUAAAAAAAACGACAUUUCAUCCCUGAUGUUUGAAAUUUUGAAACAUAAAGUAUCACAAAAUAAUUUAUACAUGUUUACAGUUGUACUACCAAUAAAUUUAUUAUUUUUUUCUAAACAUGUUAACAUUCCAACGCCCAAGGCUCCAAAAAAGUUGGAACGGUAACUUCAACUCAAUGGUUCUCGAGCCUUACUCAACCAAUCAAGAUGAUUCUUCUUUCCAGUGAUUUGUUAGGAUGUCUAGAUGAUUCUAGAACUUUGCAGAACUUGAUUUGAUCAAAUCUGUAAUUUUUGUGAUCAAAAAGAUCGUUCCAACUUUUUUUUUUCGCGUGUAAAAAACAAUUCGCCAAAAAAUCUUCGGAGGCAGUCUUUUUAAAAAAGGUGGAACGAUGUUUUCGGUCGCAGAAAUUACAGAUUUGUUCAAAUUAAGUUCUGCAAAGUUCUAGAAUCAUCUAGAAAUCCUAACAAAUCACUGGAAAGAAGAAUCAUCUUGAUUGGUUGAGUUAGGCCCGAGUAAGUAGGGCAUGCGUUGGGCGUUCCAGUGUUAAGCAGCGAUGGAAGAAUCAUCAUCAAAAGAAAAUCUUUGAACGUUCAUCAAAAGAAAAAUCCUAAAAGGAACCUGACUCUCCUCUCUCGUGCACGAAAGAUCGGUAAAAAGAAGCAAAAAAAUCAUCAUCUUGAUUAUUCGGCGGAACAUCUUUUUCACUAAUACACUUGCAACUGUAACGUUACACGUCGAAAAAAGAACUGUCACUAUUUGUAGAUAAACAAUGUGUGUAAACAAAGCGAAAUAAAUAAUUUUAAGUUGUGCUGACAUGGAAAAUCACAAAAAAAUCAUAAAUAGAUUGAUUUUCUUGGAGAAAAUCGGGAGCGAUUUUCUUUUGCGUGAUUUGCCUCCUCUCUCUUUCGCGGGUGAAAAAAGUUCGCAAGCGAAAAAGAUUUGUAUACGAUUAUUCCAUCCCUGAUGUUAGGAGAUUUAAAAAAAUGUUUAAAACAGCAUUAAAAAUCGAUUUUACAGCGAAAAUGUCAGCAGAAAAAAUCGAUUUGACCUGCCAAUAAAUUGGUUAAUCCAGCGUAAUUUUUUACUAAAACCAGAAACUUCUGCUGGUUUAUUUUCAAUAAAAUAACUGCAUAAAAUAUCUGACAGCAAAAAAAAAACGUUACUUAAUCCACCUUUAGGUAGUUUGUGCCUUCCUCGCAUUCAUUAAGUGAAUACACUAAAUAACACAUUAAUUUUUAUCAAAAUAUCUGAGAUCUGGCCUCAAAAAAAAUGUAUCAAAAACACUAAAGUACUCAUAACUUUAGAUAGGGUUGUCAGAUCUUCAAUCUCUUAGGCUCGUUGGAAAGGUUUGAUUACCUAUCCAACGAUGGGUCGCAUUAUAGAUCCGGACAACAUUUUCUUCAAAGUAUUUGAGAUCCGGCUUCAAAAAAGUGUAUAAAUGACACUUAAGUGCUCAUAACUUUUGAUGGGGUGGUCAGAUUUUCAAUGUUUUGAACGCGUUGGAAAGGUCUUUCAAACACCUUUCUAACAAUAUUUAGCAUGGCGAGUUUUCUUACAAAUACCACCCUUUUUACAAUCUUUCGAAGUUUAGCUAAAAUCGUUUUUUUAGCAUAACUUUUGAAGUACUUUUCUAAACUUCACAAUAUUAACUAGGGUCUUUUGGGACCCCAAGACGGAUCGAAUGAGACCAAAACGGUUCAAAUCGGUUAAGCCAGUCCGGAGAUAAUCGUGUGCAUAUUUUUCGGUGCACGGACUCACAUCCAGACACACGCACAGACAUUUGUUCAGAAUUUGAUUCUGAGUCGAUACGUGAAGGUGGGUCUACGAGGUCGAAUAGAGAAGUUCAUUUUUCGAGUGAUUUUAUAGCCUUUCCUCAUUGAGGUGAGGAAGGCAAAAAUCUAACUUUUUUUUGGCUGUUUAAGCGUGAUUCUCUGCUACUCUGGCACAAAUUCUACUGUAAGUGGAAGCUGCAGAAAUGUGAGUUGCCGUUCUCAUCUCAGAGUUUACUGUCGUAACUCAACAAGUUUUUGAAACUGAAAAGCAUAAUUUGUGUAGUGAAGUGGUAGUGCAAUGGAAUUGAUCACUAAUUUGAAUGUUUACAUAGUGCUGAUUAAUCAAAAAUAUCAACAAUACCAUCGCGUAAGUAAACAAAAACUUAGUGAGAAACCGCAGUGUGAAGAAGAACCUUUUUUUACAAACUUUGCAAAACAUACACACAAAAUUUUGGGUUACAAUUUCAGCAAAAUAAAUGAAUGAAUUCGAUUCAGUAACCAUCACUUCUGUUGAAAUUCGGAAAUGAAACAAAAUCAUUGGUGAAAAAUCAGUAAACAGUAAACAGUAAAUCUGUCAAACUGACUCAUAAGUUUGGACUGUUUAAGUAAUCUAGAAAUCAUGAUAACUGAAAAACCAGUAUCGAUUGCUGAAUCAUUAGCAAAUGAUCUGUCAAACUGACAAAAGAAUGUUACUUAAUUUUCAGCAAAACAAACUGACAUUUUUUUUUGAUAAAAUUUCAGGUGUUUUGACAACAGUUUUACUGAAAUUUCAGUCAAUCAUCUGUCAAAAUGACAAAUAUGGCUUUCUAGGCCCAGUGAAAAAAUAUAAUUUAACUCAAAAAUGGCGAACUCCUCGUUACAGUGUCAUGAUGCAAACAAUGUUGGCAUAUGUUGGCCCAAAUAUCGGCUGAAAAAGCAGUCGCAAGACAAAAACAAACUUUUGCUAGAAAGAUUAAGCAAAUCUGAUGCAAACAACCCCGCAGCCGCUAUGUAAACAGAAUUUGAAUCUGCUGGCAAAUUUCUGUCUAGAAAGCUUCAUAACAAUUAGCUGAGAGUUCAAUGUAAUAUAAAUUGCUGAAUUGUUAACUUCAGUUGUUAAAAAUUCUGUGAUAUUUUACUGAAAAAAAUGGAGUGUAUUUAUUUAAUUUUACAGAUAUUUAUCAUGUUUUCGUCUGUCAAAGCUUCCAGGUCCGUCAUCAGGGAUGACAUUGGAUCUGGAGGUUAUGAUUGGGUCAUACAAAAAAUGCUAAUUUUUUUUAUUGUUUAGGUUACCCAAACUCGCAAAAAAACAUUAUAAUAAUUGAGGUGUCCUGCAAAAAUACCGCUGAAUUAGCAAAAAAAAAAAUCCACCCGCAUUGUUCCAGUCUACCACGUGGACACUUUUUUUGGUAAUCUGGAACCCCCCCCCCCCCCCCUUUGCAAAAAAGCCACAGCUUCAAAAAGAUUCCGUCACUGACAGAAACUGCUGAAGUGCUGAUAUUCGACAGAGCUUGGGAGUCUGCUAUCAUCAUCGACCCGAUCGUUGAAUGUUUAUUGAAUGCGCCGCUAAUGAUUGCUACACACGAAGUUGACACGAAUGAAUGCCGAGCUCAACAGCCUGGCGAUUUGCUUGUGCGAGUAGAUGUGGUGACAGCAAUCGUUUGAAUGCAGUCAUGAGCCAAGUGAUCGGAAUUUCGGUAGAUGUGGUGAGACUAAACUUUUUAAGGAGUGAAUCAAUUUAUUUUCUGAUUCUGAGUUUUUUCCUCUCGGUUAGGUGCUGAACCGCUUUGGUUUAAUUUUUUUCGGUGCUUGAUGGAAAAUGUUGGCACAAUACACUGACAGUCGCAAUUCUUGAAACCAUCAACGCAUUGGCCACUUUGAAGCAAAGCAUCGAUUCAUAUUUAAUGUGUAGUAUUGUUCCCAUAAUGAUAUCAGGUGUGCCUAGUAUGGGUUUUCAAUCAUUUUUAGGGUGUAUUUUGGAACAGGCUAGGGUCAAUCAGAAAGAUCCAGUAUUAUCACAAAUAAAUAAAACUGUGCAGGCAUGAACGUUUCGAAAAAUGUCCCCUUAUUUCCAAAGCUAAGACACAAUCCAUUUUAGAGCAUAAAUAGAAAGUAUAGAAUAGUUAAGCAAUUUGAUAACCUUUAACACAGACACAGACACACCACAACACGCCUCAACCUCAAAUACGGAAAAAAAACUCACCAUGAUAUGAUAUGGUGGCAGCCCUCGUGCACCAACAACUUACACAAAUGUAAUACCUCAUGUUUCCUCUUGUUUGAAUGUUAUCUCUACAAUCUAUGUGUCCGAACAAAUUUUCAAUUGAAAUUGCCCGUUAAAAAGUGUAGCCUUAUUUUUCAAAUAGUUCUUUUUGUUUCAGAAAAAAUUUCAAAAAUACACUUUGAGAAAAUUAUUAUUUGGCUAUUUUACAAAAAUCAAUUAUUUGCUGCCCCAUAAAUUGUUAAAUCCAGUAUUCUUCUUAAAAAUGGUCCACACCUAAAGUGUUAAACAAAAAAUAAAGUAAUUAAAAGUAAACAAGUGACAAAACAAGAAAAUGUAUGCACCAAUCGUAACUAACCAUUUGAUAUACAUCCAACACCGUUUAUAGAUAAUAAACAAAUAAAGCAAAAUAAAAAAAAGUAUCCAUUAUAUUGAACGUGGUCACAAACAACGAGAUAGUAAGAAAAAAAGAAGAAUAAAACAGGAAACCAUCCGAUGCUGCGUCCUCCUGAAAAAGAGGGAAAAAAUCCGCAUUUGAGCUGAACGUUUCCUUCCGGGUUUUAUUGCCAAAAUUUUCGUUGUCGAAAGCAAAAAUCAAAUAAUUACGUCCGGAGUAAAAAGGGGAAAAAAGAAUAAAAGAGAAAGUAAAUGAUUACCUACACCGAUUAGAUUAGGACUCGUUUCCUAGAAAAGAAAUUUCGUAGAUUUUUGUUUCCUUAAAUUUGAGGGGUUUUCUCUAGAGGGUUGUUCUCUAGCAGUUCACUUUUGCGUUUCAGAGCAGGGAAGAAAAUCAAUCGCGGAGCACGUGGCGGGAGGAAAACAUUAUUUAGAGCUUGCUCAAAUAUUUGAUGAAAAAUUAUACAUUACUGCUGGAAAUGAAACAUCGUACGUAGGGAAAGAAAUGCCGUCGGGAUCGAGCGGAAGAGAGUUAACUUAUGCAUUAGAAAAAAAGAUUGCAAAUGAAAUUGGAAUAAAAUAUUAUAUUUGUAUCGUUCGUUGAACACCGUGUAGGGAUUUAAUGUUUACUGUUCAGAACAAACAUUAUUAUUCUGUAAGUGGAGUCAACCAGCACUAGCCUAUGAUGAGGGUAUAAUUGAAAUAAAAAAAAAAACUUACACUUGAAAUGUAA